AUGGGAGCGUCGUCGUCCUUUUUCAAGGCGGACAAGGCCCGAAUGACGAGGCCGGUGAACGGGCUAAUCUGCAUCUACGGAAUGCCCCUCGUGUGCGGGGUCGCGCUCUGCAACCCUAGCCUCGGCGGCGAAAUGGAGUUCAUCCCGAGCUGCCCGAUAUCUGACCCCACCUUCAAGGGAAUGAUCGUGCGCAACAUCGCGCUGGGCGUGGACUCUACGACCAAAGACGUGAAGAUUGUGCAGCUGCUCUCGUACUUCCAGUUCAGGGACGACGUGGCCACAGUGGCAGCCCAAGCCGACGUCUACACGAGAAGAACAAGGGCAUGGAGGCGGCUCGAGGGGGGCGACGUGCCGGACGCUUUCCUGAGGAGGUGCACGGUAUAUGGGGGGGAGGGAGGCUCCUCGUUCGCUCACUGGCUUCAUCGAGGGGGGGAUCUCUUGAUAUCUUUCCACAUGGACGACGAGGUCUUUUCCAGGACCCUGCUACCGGAGACGUUUAAUCACCAACUAUUCAAGACCAAGGUUUUUCCGAGGGGAGGAUCGGACGGAAGCUCGCUUGUGCUAUUGGCUUGCCCUCGUCUUGUUCAGAAAGAGGGACUGUUCCAGAGAUGGGAGUUGGUCGGUGGUUUGGGGAGCCAGGGACGGUGGACUAGGUUGUUGUCGGUUGAUAUCGGGCCCACGCCUAUGUGGGCCACCGGUUCGUUGUUACUAAUGAACAAAGACGAGGAUUUUUUCUACGAGUAUUAUUCGUCUCAUGAUUAUAGUAAUCAAGAAGAAGAAAUAAUUGGAGACGAGGUGGCGCGGAGGAGGAGGAGGACUCGUUGUCGUUAUCUCAAACUUGUCAAGUACAAGGGAAGUCUUGCUUUCUGA
Erythranthe guttata (spotted monkey flower) is the source of this 870-nucleotide messenger RNA. The record is from RefSeq and is a predicted model, not a curated record. NCBI's taxonomy places the organism in Eukaryota, Viridiplantae, Streptophyta, Magnoliopsida, Lamiales, Phrymaceae.